Messenger RNA from Salvia miltiorrhiza (redroot sage), 4166 nucleotides. RefSeq names its product disease resistance protein RGA2-like. The record is from RefSeq and is a predicted model, not a curated record. Bases 31 to 3564 code for a protein of 1177 amino acids. Lineage: Eukaryota; Viridiplantae; Streptophyta; Magnoliopsida; Lamiales; Lamiaceae. The transcript is spliced from 3 exons. Gene Ontology annotation, molecular function: ADP binding. Gene Ontology annotation, biological process: defense response to other organism.
UCUCUCUCACACUCACACAGAGCAGAAACAAUGGAAGGAGAAGCUGUUGCAGCCAUCCUCAAAGUUCUGGUUCAAAACCUCAUCGAUCAUUCCAAGAAUGAAUUCUCACUAAUCCGAGGUCUCGACAAAGAAGCAGCAAAGCUAACUGGAAGUCUCGACACCAUCCAGAAAUUCCUCAACGACGCGGAGGCGCGCACCAUCCCCGGGGAGGCUGUCAAGAGCUGGCUGAAGAAGCUUGAAGACGUGGCGUUCCAUGCUGACAACGUUUUGGAUGAACUCAACUAUCAUCUACUCUCAAAACAAAUUAAGCGCACCAAACCCAUGAAGGAGAAGGUAUUGUCAUGCUUCUCAUCAUCCUUCAAUUCUAUUGCGCGACCAAGAAAUAUGGCUGUUAAAAUCCAAGAAAUCAAUGAGAGUUUGGACUCCCUUCACAAAGAGGGAGCCGGGCUUGGCCUCAAUGAGAGGGUUGCUGCCGAUGUGCCCACUUUGCUUAAUGCUGCUAUUUUUGAAACUGAUUCAUUCACUCUUGAUCCAAUUUUUAUUGGAAGAGAUGAUGUUGCGUCGGAAAUAGCUGAGAUGCUUACCACCAAUAGCAUCACACCUGAUGAACGCACAGUUUCCAUCAUUUCCAUUGUCGGUAUGGGGGGAUUGGGGAAGACGACAUUGACUAGAAAAGUCUUCAAUCGUCUGAAGGAUGAGACUCGGUUUGGAUCACAUAUUUGGUUGCAUGUUUCCCCAAAUUUUGAUCCAAUCAUUCUUUUCAAGAAAAUUCUCAAUGAGUUGACUUCUGACAAAGCUGAAAAUACGAGUAGACAGGAUAUUCUUUCAAAGAUUCAAAAAGCUUUGAAAGAUAAAUCCUAUCUUCUUGUUCUUGAUGAUGUCUGGAAUGAAGAUGGUUCCAAAUGGGAAGAUUUUAUGAAUUCCUUAUUGGGAGUUACUUCUGUCAAGAGAAAUGCAAUUGUUGUUACUACCAGAAGUAUGGAGGUUGCUUCAAUUGUGAAUCCACUUUAUACAAGUAUGGAGGGUGCUUCAAUUGUGAAUCCACUCCAUACACAUGAGUUGAAAGGCUUAUCGGAGGAAGAUUGUUGGUCCAUAAUCAAAGUUAAAGCCUUCGGUGAAGGAAAUGUUCCUAUGGAAUUUGAGAGCAUUGGAAAAAAGAUUGCAAGAAGAUGCCAAGGUUCGCCAUUAGCGGCCAACGUGGUUGGGGGAGUGCUGCGCAAUAAAUCCGAAGAAAAAUGGCUCUCCAUCGAGCAGAAAUGGCUUUCACAAGAUGAAGGAGCUAAUAUCUCAAAAAUAUUGAGAUUGAGCUUUGAUAAUUUGUCUCCGCCAUUACUUAAGAAGUGCUUUGCGUACUGUGCGUUAUUUCCUAAAGGCUACGGAAUCAUGAAACAGGAACUGAUUGAGUUGUGGAUGGCAGAAGGUUUUCUUCAAGGUGAUGGAAGGGAUGACAUGGAGUCCGUGGGCGAAAUAUUUAUCAACGUUCUUCUGCACAACUCUUUACUGCAAGUUUUAGAGAGAGAUGAGUACGGAGAUGUAGAAAGUUGUAGCAUGCACGAUCUUGUGCGCGAUCUCGCUUCUUCUGUUUCAAGUUCCUCUAACAAUACUGGUGGUAGCAGCCGAGCUCGAUACAUGAUGACUCUCGGAGACGACACCUCUGGAGAUAUAACAAAUCUUAUCCCAAAAGAAAUGGCAAAAUCUUUGCGUACAUUAUUCUUGGAAGGUGAUAUUUCUGGUAUCAACUUCUCAGACUUUGAAAGUCUGCAUGUUUUACGUCUUGAUGACUAUGGAGUUAAAGAGUUGUCAAGUUCGAUUAGAAAGUUUAUACAUUUGAGAGAUUUUUACAUUUCAUGGACAAGUAUUGAAUAUUUGCCGGAUUGGAUUGGUGAAUUCUUUCACUUGCAGACGUUGAGAGCAGAAUGGGCGUUGAAGAAACUGCCAAGUACGAUUAAGUACUUGAUUAACUUGAGGCAUCUUUAUAUUAGGGAUAAUGUAGAGUUGCCUGCGGGAAUCGGGGGAUUAACUUCUCUCCAAACGCUGAAGUACUUCCCAGUGGGGGACGAGAAUGGGUGCAAAAUUGAAGAGCUCGGAAGUUUGAAUAAUCUUAAAGGAGGGCUACGGAUUCGCAAUCUCGAAAGGGUUCAUGACAAGGAAGAGGCUGCGAAAGCCAAUUUAUUCCAAAAGUCAAAAAUAUUGAAUUUGUGUUUGGAGUGGGAUUGGAAAAGAGAAGGUGAAUCAAAUGAUGAGAAUGUUUUGGAAGGCCUCCAACCUCACUCGGACUUGAAGAAGUUAUGGAUUCGUGGAUUUAAUGGCAGUAGAUUUCCAUUAUGGACUCAGAAGAUGGCAGUUGGAGAUGUGGGACUUAACAAGUUAAUGUCGUUAUCACUCUGGGACUGCAGAGAAUGUGAAGAGAUCCCAAUGUUGGGGCACUUGCCCAAUCUCAAGUCCCUUGUGUUGUGUAGAUUGAGCAAUUUGAAGUGUAUAAAUUCAUCAUUCUAUGGAAUGGUGAACAACGACACACGCAUUGUUUUUCCAGCUCUCGAAAGGAUCGAAUUGAUUUUAAUGCCUAAGCUGGCAGAGUGGGCAAAAAUAGAAGUUUCGGGUGGUAGUGAAGUGAAGCUAUUUCCUCGCCUCCGACAUUUGGUAAUUUGGCGGUGCUCGCAAUUGAUGAGUGUUCCGAGUCAUGUCUCGUCAUGCCUUCAACAUUUGACAAUUUAUGACAUCGGUGUGAAAUGUCUCCCAGCUGAUUGGUUAUUCAGUAACAACCAGACUCUCUCUGAAUUGUAUAUAAUGCGGUGCCCCAAUUUGAGAGAAUUACGGCAUAGAGAUAGCGGUGGAGAAGAAUCCCAACGAAGCUUCACAUCCCUUCGCCUUCUCAGGAUUGAGGAAUGCAAAGCAUUGGAGUAUUUGCCAUGUGAAAUGAUAGGAUUCUCUCUUGAGGAGAUAUCGUUGGAGGGUCUAAGUAGCCUAAAGAAUCUACCAAAGGUAUUUGACAGCCUCCCAGAAUCGCCUCGUCUGAAAAAUUUAUCAAUCGUUGGCGUUCCUAAAUUUAUGGCCACUUGUUAUGUUGAGACUCCACAUUUUCCCAAUUUGAGAGACGUAAAAGUCGGUGUCAGUAUGAGCUCGAUGGAGGCUGUAGAUGGCAUAUUACAAGAAUACUGUCACUCACUAAAUAAGUUAACUCUGGUGGGGAUGGAAAAUUGGGAAUGCCUGCCGGAAUCAAUUCAACUUCUCACUGCUCUUUCUGAGCUAGUGUUAGAGAAUUUUGGAAUGGAAGAGUUACCUGAAUGGUUUGGGAACCUCUCAUCUCUAAAGGAGUUGAUUCUAAAUAACUGCGAAAGGCUAAGGCGUCUACCCUCUAUGGAUGCAAUGCUGUGCCUCACAACAUUAAAAAAACUAUCUGUUUAUGGCCGUUGCCCAGAAUUAGUGAUUAAAAGUGAGGCAGCUGAUUCUGAAUGGCCCAAGGUUUCUCAUAUCCCCUACAUCUACAUUAAUGGCCGCUUAUACAUUGACGGUGUCGAUACAGAAAGUGGUACGAAGAAACAGUCGUGUUUGGGGUGCCUCUAAAGAAUUAGGAUAUGAAGAAGCAAUGAGUGAGUAUCCAUUUUCUACAAGGAGGUCCUUUAGUGUGUUAUGGCAAAAAAAUUUACAAGUCUCCGGUGAGCUGGAACUUGGAUCUUGCCACGUCACGUCCGUUUCUUUCCCGUUUGUUGUUGGGUUGGCGUCACAUUUAUGAUAGGUUUGCUCCCCUUCGAUGCGCUGAAUCGGGAUGACAAGGCAGGUUUUUAGACAGGGUGCCGGUGCGCUGGACCUUCGGCCUCGUCUUUCUGUGAUUGUCAGCAGGAUUGGCGAGAUGACUUCCCAAGCUCUCAUGUCAAGGGCAUUGCUAAAUACGGGGUGAUGGUUAGUUCGAAGCUUUGUUUCUGGUUGUGUUUCUAGCAUGAUAUGUGGGGAUUUUCUAGGUGAUGGUUAGUUUGAAUCUCUAAAAGACACUCCCAUCUUUGUUUCUUAUUGGUUUUUUCGGUUGUUUCGAUUUUUCUUAAGACAAACACUCUUUUUACGAUCUUAAUGUUUUUUCUAUUCGAUUUUCAUUAAGAUGAUUUUAAAGAGGAUUGGCCCUUCAAUUGUGUCUUGUGCAUUUUAUAUAAUAAAGCUCUAUUCAUGUCAAA